This is a messenger RNA of Tripterygium wilfordii, 991 nucleotides long. Its product is annotated as secoisolariciresinol dehydrogenase-like. NCBI's taxonomy places the organism in Eukaryota, Viridiplantae, Streptophyta, Magnoliopsida, Celastrales, Celastraceae. The record is from RefSeq and is a predicted model, not a curated record. Bases 87 to 923 code for a protein of 278 amino acids. Gene Ontology annotation, molecular function: oxidoreductase activity, acting on the CH-OH group of donors, NAD or NADP as acceptor. The transcript is spliced from 2 exons.
UUUGUUGUUUCCUCAUGCGUUAACAAACAACUUAAAUAAAUGGUUCCCCAACGUAUGCAAUACACCUCUCUCUUCUUCUCAUCACAAUGGCAGCUACAUCACUUGUCUAUGCUAACCCAAGAAGGCUUGAAGGUAAGGUUGCAAUUAUUACCGGUGGAGCUAGCGGAAUUGGGGAGAGCACAGUUAGACUGUUCAUCCACCAUGGUGCCAAAGUCCUGAUUGCAGACAUUCAAGACGAGCUCGGCAACUCCCUCUGCCAAGAACUUGAUUCCCCAGAAUCAAUAACAUAUGUCCAUUGCGACGUCACAUCCGACACAGAUGUCAAGAACAUCGUCGAUCUCGCCAUCUCCAGGUACGGAAAGUUGGACAUAAUGUUCUGUAACGCCGGGAUCUCUGGCAUAUUAGAAUCAAGAAUUAUAGCCACAGAUAACGAAGAUUUCAAGAGGGUUUUGGAUGUCAACUUAUUUGGUGCUUUUCUGGGCGCAAAACAUGCUGCGAGAGUAAUGAUUCCGGCCAAGAAAGGAUCAAUCGUCUUCACAUCGAGUGCUGCUUCGGUCACUGCAACUGGUAUGCAUCACGCGUACACCGCAUCAAAACAUGCUGUGGUGGGGUUGGCUAAGAACUUAUGUGUGGAGCUGGGGAAGGAUGGGAUCAGGGUUAACUGUAUAUCUCCAUUUGCGGUAGCGACUCCGAUCAUGAGUGCGUUUAUUGGGAUGAUGGGGAAGGAGAAGUAUGAGAAGAUGAUUUCUUCUGCGGCGAAUUUGAAAGGUGUGACUUUGGAAGCAGGGGAUAUUGCAGAGGCGGCAUUGUAUCUGGCGAGCGACGAAUCCAAGUAUGUGAGUGGAAUUAACCUGGUGAUUGAUGGAGGUUAUAGUACCACCAACCGUUCCUUCCAUAAUGAAGUAAGCAAUUUGUCGUCUUGAUUUUUUUUUUUAGUUAUGAUAUGGAUCUUCGCAGUUGGUAUCUAAAUUAUCUCAAGUGUUGAGUUGUA